Cloeon dipterum is the source of this 1197-nucleotide messenger RNA. RefSeq lists its product as uncharacterized. The record is from RefSeq and is a predicted model, not a curated record. Bases 101 to 1141 code for a protein of 346 amino acids. Gene Ontology annotation, molecular function: protein binding. The transcript is spliced from 4 exons. NCBI's taxonomy places the organism in Eukaryota, Metazoa, Arthropoda, Insecta, Ephemeroptera, Baetidae.
GAUUGUUAGCGUCUGUUGUAGCCUUUCUGUUUCCCACAUUCCUGCAGGUAAUUUAUAGAGGUAGAAAACAAAUUUACAGCGCCAUUUGAAUCGGUUCAGCAUGAAUCCUGGGGCUGAAAUUCCGUUCACCCCUUUGCACUCAUUCGCUUGCAACGGUCUGAUGCUCGACGUCAGGAUGAUGGAGGAAAAGCUCAAGCGCGACCCUAAACUGAUCAAUGCGAGGUGUCUAGUGAAAGAGAGGCACGGCGGGCACUACGACUACACUCCGCUACACUCGGCGACCAAAGCGGGACAUUUGCGCUGCUUGGUCUUCUUGCUGCAAAGAGACCCGUCGCGCAAAGAGACCGCCGACGUGAACGCAACUUACGGUCCUAGUGCUUUGAACGCGCUUUCCCUCACCAAAGAUCCGUCGUGCAUUAACAUGCUAUUGUUGAACGGAAUCAAGCCGGACUACGACGCACCCUCGUACCUGGGGUUGAUCGAGUUUCCCAGCACCCUCUACGUGAACAGCGCGUGCCAGUGUAACAACCCUUUGGCAGUAGCCGCCCUCCUCGAGCACGGAGCAGCCACGUUGGACGAGCAGUUCGUCGACUGGCAGCUCGCCAACGACAACACCGAUGCUAUCUUUGAGGAGGUUCCGCUUUGCAUCGCAUGCGAGGUCGGAGCUGUCGAGUGCGUGCGCUUGCUACUCUUGCACAAGGCAACCACGAGCCUGGUGUUCAGGCUGGAUGCUACAAAGACUCCCUUGGCGGAUCACUGCCUGGAUAGGGUCAUCAACUGCUGCAACCUCAACAACGGACUUGAGAUCAUGCAGACCCUCCACGCCUUUGGAGUCAAUUUCGACGAAAGCUCGGCCAUGAUCAGGCGCAACUCGCAGCAGAGCGAGCUGAGCAGCGACUUCACAAGACGCGCCCUCAUCGUGGAAUACCUGCGGCUGGCUAAAGAACGGCUCAGCGAAAACGCGCUGCGGCGGUUGAAAAUGCUUCGGAAGCACGACAGCCUUGCCUCAUACAAGAAGUUUGUCUCUGAUGUGCUCCUCAAAGCGACCGAGACUAAGGAGCCAAUGGACGUGAAAGAGAUCGGCCAGAAAAGGGAAAAGGUGCAGCACUUUUUGCUUUUCCAAGAUUUGGCCACGAAAUGAGAUACAGCAAGUCCACACCGCGUGUAUUCCUGGCAAAUGAAAACAGUUUGAAAGCU